Pseudomyrmex gracilis is the source of this 4861-nucleotide messenger RNA. RefSeq names its product phosphatidate phosphatase LPIN3 (gene Lpin). Lineage: Eukaryota; Metazoa; Arthropoda; Insecta; Hymenoptera; Formicidae. Gene Ontology annotation, cellular component: nucleus. The coding region runs from base 14 to 3334 and encodes 1106 amino acids. The transcript is spliced from 11 exons. Gene Ontology annotation, molecular function: transcription coactivator activity; phosphatidate phosphatase activity. The record is from RefSeq and is a predicted model, not a curated record. Gene Ontology annotation, biological process: cellular response to insulin stimulus; positive regulation of transcription by RNA polymerase II; triglyceride biosynthetic process.
GGACACUUGGGACAUGUACAGUAUGAACUAUAUCGCUAAGAUCAUCAGCAAUUUCCGUCUUUUCUACAACGAGAUUAACGCCGCGACUCUCACCGGCGCGAUCGACGUCAUCGUCAUUGAACAACCGGACGGUUCCUUUACUUGCUCGCCUUUUCAUGUUCGCUUCGGCAAACUCGGCGUACUUCGCUCCAGAGCAAAAGUGGUGGACAUUGAAAUAAAUGGAGAACCUAGGGAGAUUCAUAUGAAACUUGGAGAUUCGGGAGAGGCCUUCUUUGUCGAAGAAGUCAGCUCGGAUGGAUCCCCAACGGACACAGAAAUUCCGCCACAUUUGGCUUGCUCACCUAUACCCGAUGAUAAUUGCUUUCCAUCGGCAAAAUUCCAUCUUCUGUCAGAUCUACCUCCGGAGCAGAGAGAAAAGAUUCUUAUAGAUUCGGUUCUUUCUAUAGAGCGUGAAAAAUGGGAGCAGAUGUCCGCCUUGCCACCGAAUCAACGGGAAAAGUUUCUAAUAGAGCAGUUCUCCGAUCUUCCUGCGGAACAUCGCGAGAAAUGGCUUCAGAUCGCUUCGCUAACCGUGGAAGAGCGUGAUCAAAUGUUUAAGGAAUGUUUUGGCACUAUAUCCCCAGAACAGAAGCAGCAAAUGAUCAGGGAACAAUAUUCAGCUUUAAAGACAGAAGAUAAGGAAAGUUUAUUUAAGGAAUAUUUUCCGGAACUUUCUGUAGAGCAGAGACAAAGCUUUGAAAGAGCUCUGCUGAGUGAUUGGGAGAAGAAAGAGGAGAAAUGGGAAGAAAAGCAUAAUUCCAAGGAUGAAAAUGAAGACAUAUUUGACAUGGAUGGUAUCAAUGACGAACAACCAAAAUCACUGUCUUGUCCAAAAUCUUUUGUAGCUGUUACUUCGUCUGACAGAAUUCGUAAGAUUAGUGUAGUGAAGAAUGAUUUUAGACCCAUCACUGAUGAUCCUCAAAGCAGUAGUAGUAAGGAAAAAUCUAGCGACGAAUCAAACACGUCUUUAAGUAAGAAAAAUUCGAAGGAAGAAAUCAUUGAAGAGAUAAAGAUUACCAAUUCGACUAAGAGAAAACGCAAGAGGAAGAGUGUUAUGAAGAAAAAAGGUUCGCAGAGAAAAACCAGCAACGGCAGUAGCAGCCAAACAGAAGCAAGCGAGACUGAUGCAAUUUUCACUGAAGAAUCAAUUAGUGAAACAGGUCCCACUCCAAUUGCAGAAGUUGAGAAGAAGAAUACUAUCGCAGAAUCUGUGACAUCAUCUCAGGACAUUGAAAAUCGUCCCGAAACUGAUUUUCAUUUCUUUAGUGAUUCAGAAAUUACUAAGAACAAGGACUCCAGACCAAGUUCGCCUGUUCAAUCAGACACGGAAUUUGAAGUGCGCAAGAUUAUACAGGAAGGUGCUGAAAUAGAAGACGACAAGAAUCAUCAAAGUUGGAGAUGGGGCGAAUUGCCCAGUCUAUCUGUAGAAUCGACGCAUACUUUGCAUAGAAAUUCUUUGAGUUCUUCGGCAACAACCAAUCAACCGAAUAAAGACGCGCAACGGUCUAUGCUCAGUGGCAUGUUCUCUUUUAUGAAGAAGACUUCUCGCGUAAGACAUAAUCCAGAAUCCGAAGGAAUUUAUCUUAGUGAUCUUAAUGCCGACGAAUUGGAUCCCGAAGUUGCAGCUUUAUACUUUCCCUCUUCGCAUCGAGGUCCGACAGUAGUCAAAGAUAAGAAAACAACAGAUGAAGAAGAUACUGAAUCAGGUAACGGGCCGAGCUUACCUCAGAGCCCCAACAGCGUUGAGGGAGCUAUCGGUGGACCAAAGUCGUUGGACAGCGAUUUCGAGGAACCAAAGCAUUCUAUUUUCGAUAAUAACGUAGAAAUAAGCAUGUCCUUGUGCGGUGGUCUGGACAGCGAGAACGGACCUUCUAAGGAAGCUUUCAACGAAAAUUUGUUGCACUUUGAGGACGUUUGUACUGAUCCAAAAUUGUAUGAGAAUCCAAACCUGGUUGUCAAGAUCAACGGAAAAUACUAUAAUUGGGCUACAGCUUGUCCGAUAGUAUUAACUUACGUUGUUUUCCAAAGACAUUUGCCACAAAGCGCAAUCGAAAAUCUAUACAUGCCGGUGCAUGAAGACAAAAAGCAACAAAUUACUAGCGGGAAACCUGAAAGUCGUGGCGGGUAUAGUUCCUGGUUUUCGUGGAGACGUUCCACGCAACCUUCUAAGAAACCAGAUAGUAUCGAUCAAACUGAUGGAAUUGCUACGCAAACAUCCGAGCAGCCUGUGGAAACUAAGACUGUUAUUAAUGAAGAUGUACCUUCUGUUGAUAGAGAGGUAAAGACUGAAGUAAACGCAGAUUUACCAAAUUCGACUGAAGCGAUAGAAACCUGUACGAGAUUAAUAACCGCGCCCAAUGAAAGCGCGUUUUCGAAAACUGAAAAAGCGCGAGAAGGAGAAGGUGAGGGAUACAGCGGCGGUGAGGAUUCCGACAGUAAUCAUAACGAACCAGCGGGUAUAAAGAUACCCAUUGAAAGAAGACCGUAUUAUGAAUCCACAGAGAAAUAUCGCAAGACUUUACGAUUGACAUCUGAGCAGAUAGCGAGCCUUGAUUUGAAGGACGGUCCUAAUGAAGUGGUCUUUAGCGUAACAACUGCUUAUCAAGGUACAAAACGCUGCAAGUGCCACAUCUACAAGUGGAAGUGGGACGACAAAAUCGUUAUCUCUGACAUAGACGGCACUAUUACGAAAUCAGACGUUCUGGGUCACAUAUUGCCGAUAGUGGGCAAAGACUGGGCACAAUCGGGAGUCGCUCAAUUGUUCACAAAAAUAAAAAACAACGGUUAUAAACUGCUGUAUCUAUCGGCAAGAGCGAUCGGUCAAGCUGGAGGUACUAGGGAAUAUUUAAGGAACUUGAGACAGGGCGACUUGUCACUGCCGGAAGGACCGUUACUUUUGAAUCCUACAAGUUUGAUCUUGGCGCUUCAUCGCGAAGUGAUAGAAAAAAAGCCAGAGGAGUUUAAGAUAUCUUGUCUGAAAGAUAUUCAGGCCUUAUUCCCCGAGGGAUCUGAGCCGUUUUAUGCUGGAUACGGAAAUCGAAUUAAUGAUGUCUGGGCAUAUCGAGCAGUAGGCAUUCCUAUAAUGCGAAUCUUUACCAUAAAUUACCGAGGAGAAUUGAAACACGAAUUGACGCAAACAUUCCAAUCUUCAUAUUCGAACAUGAGCUUUAUCGUUGACCAAGUAUUUCCAGCGUGGCGUGAAGACGCAGCCGAUGAGUUCAGCACUUUUGCGUAUUGGCGGGAUCCGAUACCAGAAGUAUCAAAACUCGAAGAGUUGUAUGCUCAAGCUACCUAAAUCUUACCACCUAUCAUAGUCAUUUGUCCGUAUUACGAACAAUAAUAUUUAUAUAUCUUAUUUAGCUAACUUUUAUACCCAGUGCGCGCACGCGUUGACUGCAGUGACUUUGACCGGUGUGAUCAUCCAUAUAUAAUUAAAUCUCACAAAAAUAUGCAAGAGAUUUUUUCAGAAGUUAGUCUUGUUGUUGCUCAGGUAUUAGACAGUUAUUAAACAGAUUUACGUAUAAGCAAUGUCGAUUACUUUUUCUUACAUGCAAUUUGUUAACUUAUAAAUGAAGGUAUACAUAUAAUGUAUCUUAGUUUAUAAGUUAUUAUUGCGCACACGUACAGACACAUAUACCAUUUAUAUAUAAAACAUAUACAUAUAUAAUUUGUUAUGUGUCUUAUAUAUAAAUUAUAUGUAAAACUUAGAUAUACUGAUAACAUGAUAACUUAUAAAAUAAUAAGUUUUUAUAGUUUCUAUAUCAUUUAUAUGUGUGUGAACAAGUUAAUAGGUGAUUUGCAAAGAGUAAACUUUUACGUCGAGUAAGCGCCCACACAUUCCAACUUCGUUACAUUUAGAUAAAAUACCAUCUUUACAUUAAACAAUGUCAAACACAUGUCUGUCAGAUUUAUUCACACCAGUCAAUGUACAUAGCGUGACUAAUGUAACUAGAUACAAUAUAAGUAUAUGCUUCACACGUAAUUAAAGCGAGUCUUGUACUUGAUAAAGUAAGCAAAGCUCUCUUAAAUGACAGUUCUAUUGUCGAAUCGUUGUAAAACACAUGUUUUGGAAAAUUAACAUAGCCGAAAGAAAUGUCUUACACAUAGCGCGAAUUGUGUCUAAUAUAUUCAUGACACAACAUGUACACGUCGUAUUAGAAAGCCUCGCUUGUUAUUGCACACAUGUAAGUUUUAUACAAGCACCUAAUUGUCUCUCUACUAUAUGUGUCGGCAAUUUUCUACACUGAACUUGAAACUUUGCUUAACAAGUGGUAAUAGAUUAUCGUUGUGUAAGACACAAGAUAAGAAAGUCGAUAUAGUCGAUAUACCGAUCGCUUACGUUCCCUUAUUUUUUAGACAUUUAUAAUUUCAGAGAGCUAUAAUUUAUUUUUGUAUGAGAUCUCUUUUAAGUUAGCGUGCUGUGAAAUUGCCAUAUCCCAAAAAUGAUGUUGAUCAUUUAAAUUGUAUAAUAUGUAAGGAUUAUGUUAGGUGAUGCGUGCGGAUAGGAGUUUUGUUUUCAGCCAGCGCACACAUAAAUUAUCGUAUAUAAAAUAGAGCUAUGUAUUCCAUAGAUCGUGAUGUAGGAGUUUUUUUUUUUUUUUUUUUUUUUUUUUUUUUUUUUUUUUUCUUUUAUUGUCCUAUUUUCAUUUACGUGUAUGUAAUGCAUUCUACCAGAUUUCAGUCUUUCAUAUGUUGUCUAAAGUACGUUGUUUGAAAUGCGUAAAUUAAAUUAUUCUUAUAUUUUAGAAGAGUAAUUUACUGUGUGAAAAAGUGAACUCGACAAGUCACGGCUCGUGCUUAUCAAGUCAUGCAGUUGAAGCAA